UUUCUCUUUGUUGAAUUGACGUAGAUGAUAUUGCGGACAUAAAGCACAUUCAAAGGCAUUGGCACCUUGGCUAUAAUAAUGCUGAUACACGGUCGCUCGCUUUGCUAUGAUAACUUGGGAUAGCAAACGCCCCUUUGCUGUUUCUAGAGAAGAAAGAAAUCUGGAAUAGAUGAUUGGCAAUCUACAACACAAUUAUUGGCAACGUUGCCAGAUGAUGUAAAGAGUUUAAACAUGACAAUUCGUUUAUUUUACAUCUAUAUAACAAUAAUCAUUAAUAAUUUAUAAAAAUUCACCAUAAUGCAGACUUACGUCAGGGAUUUGAUUCAAUUACAACGGGAGAUGUAGUCUUUUACAAGCAUCUAAUCGGGUUCCUUUGCGUGGGCUUUCCCGAUUGUAAACGACAUUUCCCGUAGUGCCACUUGCGCCCUUCCCAUGCAGUGGAAUGUUGUAUCGCGGUUGAAAUGUGUGAUAUUGGUCAAUUAGGUGAUUCCCGAAAUAUUUUUUAGGGGCAGAGUAAAGCUACACAACAUGACCAUUGGGCCAAGGGCGCAGUGCAAUUGGUGAAUGUGUGCAAUGGUGGAAAACGUCAAGCCUGCUCUGGAUGGACUGUGCGCGCCGCCUGACGCUCGAAUGGUUGCCUACCCGUUGAGGGAGCACUGAAACUGCAGUGCGGAGAAAAUGUAACAGUAGGAGGAGAAUGAUAGUAGAGCUUCUGUGCCCGGGGACUGCUGUUAGUUGCGAUAAAGAGGUUGUGCCUUAUGGAGUUAUAUCUAAGGAAAGCAUAUUAGAAACAGAACGAGUCCCUCCCUGUUGUAGCAGUAAGGUAAAUGGCUGAAUCAAGUUGGGAGCUGCUGUGCCUCUGUCUGGCCGACCAAUGCAGUGUGUAGGGACGGUCGCCCAGCCCGACGAAAACAUGAACGGAGCGGGGGAGCAGGUGGACAUCCUGUCUCCCAACUGCAUGGUAAAGGACCGAUGGAAAGUGCUGAAGAAGAUUGGUGGGGGAGGUUUUGGGGAGAUCUAUGAAGCAUUGGACCUGCUGACCAGGGAGAAUGUGGCUCUGAAGGUAGAGUCAGCCCAGCAGCCUAAACAGGUUCUCAAGAUGGAGGUGGCCGUCCUCAAGAAACUGCAAGGAAAAAAUCAUGUCUGUAAAUUCAUCGGAUGUGGAAGGAACGAGAAGUUUAACUAUGUGGUCAUGCAACUUCAGCAAGGGAGAAACCUAGCAGACCUGAGGAGGAGUCAGCCUCGCGGCACCUUCACCAUGAGCACCACGCUACGCCUGGGCAAACAGAUUCUGGAGUCCAUAGAGGCCAUCCACUCUGUGGGCUUCCUGCACAGAGACAUCAAGCCUUCUAACUUUGCUAUGGGUCGACUCCCCUCCACCUAUAGAAAGUGCUUCAUGUUAGACUUUGGCCUGGCUCGCCAGUACACCAACACUACCGGGGAGGUUCGACCGCCCAGAACUGUGGCGGGAUUUCGAGGAACUGUUCGUUAUGCGUCAGUAAAUGCUCAUAAAAACAAAGAAAUGGGUCGCCAUGACGAUCUAUGGUCGCUAUUUUACAUGUUGGUAGAGUUUGCAGUCGGUCAGUUACCAUGGAGAAAAAUUAAAGAUAAGGAGCAAGUGGGUCAGAUUAAAGAGCGCUACGACCACAGAAUGCUGCUCAAACACAUGCCUUCUGAGUUUUACAUCUUCCUGGAUCAUGUUUUAGGCCUUGACUACUUCACCAAACCAGAUUACCAGUUGCUGAUGUCGGUCUUUGAGAACAGUAUGAAGGAACAUAUCAUCACAGAGAACGAGCCUUUUGAUUGGGAGAAGGGAGGGACGGAUGGAGUGCCUCUGUCCACCAGCACGUCAACGCCACCUCAACAGAACACACGACAGACUCCCGCCGUGAUCGGGGUGGUGAACGUGACUCUGGUUCCUGGGGAGCUGCCGAGGGAGAACACAGAUGACGUUCUACAAGACGAGCACCUGAGUGACCAGGAGAACGCUCCACCUGCAGUACCCAGCAGGCCUUGCGAGGGGACACCUCCCCAGGUGGAAGCCGAGGCGUGGAACGACACCGACUUAAACCGCAACCAACUCAGGAUUAGCAUCAGCAAGGGGCAGUUGGCUGCGGAGGAAGAGGAGCCUGCUAGAGGGACGUGUCCUGAUGCCCUCGUGGGUGGAGCUCCUCCAGAAAUGACUGGUGCUCAGGUCUGCGCUCUGCGGUACCGGAGGAUCAACAGCCCAGAGUCAGAUCGUCUGUCCGCCGCAGACGGGAGACCAGACAUCUACGACAAACGAGGGUCUCGUAUGGACAUCCUGGGAUCCCCGUCCCGCCACGUGCAGUCCUCCCAGCCGGCCCAGAUGCACUCCCUGGAGGGAGGAGGUGGGGACCGGCAGGGUGGCAGUGGUAGACCAGGUCAAGAGGUCUCCGUAGCCUCUGUGGCCGACCCCGAGGCCCACAGUAACGCGUUCAUCCGGUCUGUACCACUCGCCGAGGAGGAAGACUUUGACAGCAAGGAGUGGGUGAUCAUCGACAAGGAGACUGAGCUCCAGGACUUCCUGGGUCUCCUGGGCCCAAGGGCUGAGCCCACCACCUCGGGGCCCACCACCGAUGAGGAACCUGAGGAGCUGAGGCCCCUAGACGAAAUGGAGGAGUGGAGGAGGUUACGGGGAGCUGGAGGUGGAGAGGUGGUGGUGAGGCCAAAGAUGCGAGCAGGAGGCGUUGGGGCGCCGCCAGAAGGGGAGGGUUCUAAUGGGGCCAGUCCUGGGUACCCAGGUUAUCACACUCUGCCUCAUAGCCGUGGACACAGACCACGGCCACAGUCGGAGUACUUUGGAGCUCACGGACAGGCCCUGGAGCAGAUCAGCCCAUACCAGGGUGGCAGUGGGGAGGACCUCAACUUCCAGGGUGUAGAGCGAGAAAGGCCUAACCUUCCCACGCUGGCCCAGCAUCGCUUUCGACGGGUGGACUUCCUCUCUGCCAUGCUCACCGGCGCCGCCACCCUUCCGCCUCUCCAAACCUCCUUUGAGGUUGAUUCCAGAACCUGUGUUGAGCAGGGUCAGGAUGGGAAUGUGGAUGCCGCUGAGGUCGGGGCUGGGGCUGGGGCAGUGUCCAGCGGUGAUGGGAGCCCCAAGAGCAGCGAGCACAGCCAGGAGUGUGAUGAUGGAGCUCCCUCUACUCUUCUUGCAGACGAGCCUCCUCGGGACUACCCUCACCGGGCCUCUGCAGGAGUGGGGUUUGGUGGUGAUCCGGACCUGGAGCUGGAGGAAGGCUCCAAGACCCUGGUGCUCUUCUCCCCUGGAGACGUGAGGAGGUCCCUUGCCGUGGUGGGCGAUCUGCCCCCGGACGAUGCCGGGAGCCACCAGGGGACGCUGGCAGCCAUCACACCCCAGUGCGAGAGAGCUCUGGGACCUCUGGGAAGCCUGCUCGACGUGUCUGAGCCAGGUACUUUGUUCUCCCAGUUGAAGUCCGAGCCCAAACCGCCUUCGACGGCCGUCUCCGCCAUCCUGGUCAAUGUGGCGCCCAAUGUUGUUACUCCCACCAGCACCUCCCCUCCUUUCACCAAAGUAGAGCGGACAUUCGUACACAUUGCCGAGACUACCCACCAUAAUGUGAUGAGCUCCUCAGGGACUCUGCAGCUCAAGCUGCUGCUCCCUGGGCUGGUUGAGGAGCCCACAGACGAACAGGAGAACCACUCGGAAGAAGAGAAAGAGGAGGAUGUCUUGAAUGGAGAGAAAGAGAGGAGCAGGGAGAGCAGAUCCGAUGUGGACCGUUCAGACAAAGACUUGGAGAGGGAGAGUGGAUCUGAGGGUGAGGUUCCAAACAGAGACAGUGAAGAGGAGAGGGAGAGUGGAUCUGAAGGGGAGUUCCAAAAGACAUACGACGUACAGAGGAGGGAGAGUGGAUCAGAAAGCAACAUCUUUGAGAAAGACGAGGAAGGGGACGAAGUGAGCAGGUUUGAUGAGGAGAAGGAGGAGGAGAGGAAGAGAGAGAGUAGGUCCAAGGAGGAAGUUCCCGAGAGAGCAAUCCCAGGUUCCCCAGAGAGAGACAACAGGGGUAAGGAGGAGGAAAAAGAUGUUGCAAAGAAAGAGGUUGAGGAGUUAAUCCCCCCAGAAAAAGAGAUGGAAGAAGAGUCAGAACUUGGGGACGAAGCCCAGCCAGCGAUCCAGUCAAACCAUUCCUCUCCCAUUCCUGGUCCCCCAGAAGAACCUGAAGCCCAGGAUAUCCUGGUCAUUUCAAUGGAAACCAAGUUAGAUUCUGAAACAGAGGACACCCCUAUUGUUGUUUCCUCUGAGAUGGAGCCUGCCCAAGACGUGAUGUUAGCAGAGAAGGAGAGCCAAGUCCAGCUCGAACAAAACAAUGAGGCUUCUCCACAGGAGGAACCCAAGGACCCUGGUGAUCCAGAAAAAUUGUCAGAGGCCAGCAAACAGACCAGGCCUCAGAAAAUUAGCAGAAUCCCGGUUCUCUCUCGGUCUGAGGAGGACACCAGCUCGGACCAGGACCAGUCGGCGGCGUCCCAGUCAUUCAAGUCUCGUCAGAGGGCCAAGCGACCUCACCUAGCCCGGCUGGUCAUGGAAAGGAGGCAAGGUCGCAUGCUAAGACUGGCUUCUGUUUCCUCAGCGUCCUCUGUGGAUGAUGGCUGUAAAGUUCCAGCAGAGAUCCAGUCAGAGGAAGACACCCAUGAUGAGGACAACUAUCCGCCCAGGAAGGAGAGGGGAAUUUGGGGGGAGAGGAGUGAGGGGCGUCAAAGGAGCAGAAUACCCCGUCCUGUCACGCCUGUUAAGCUGCAGGGAUCCUCUGUUACACCGUUUCAUGCUUUCUCCCAAACUGGCCCCAAUGCUAAUCUCCACAAACCCCAACUUUCAACUAUAUAUACUAGGCAUCAAUCUCAUAAAACUAGGACCCCAAGAAUAAAUGUUCCACUGCACCAGAGGUCCCAGACUCUGCAGUCCCGACCUGGACCCCGGGCCAACUCCUCCUCCUUAUUCUCCACCCCCCAGACUCCCCUGCGUGGGGUUAUCUCCCGAGCCCCUCUCUCUGCAUGCCCCUCCCCCCGUAGCCUCAGCACCUCCCCCUGUUGCUACUCCACUUCCCGGACCGACAGCCCCUCCCCUCAGCGCCCACGCCGGGGGGCUGCAGUUACAGAAGUCCGGAGGCAGCUCAUAUCCGUGCGGGCGCAGACUGCACUUCCGCUAAAACCCAGACCGCCUCAAACCGAUGAUUCCUCAGCCCCUGGGACGCCCAGGAGGCGAGGCAAACUUUACCCGUUGUCAUCUACAUCCACACCCACCAAGGGGAAGUCAGAUGCUUCUGAGAGCAAGACAGCCACCAGAGAAUAUAGCCUAGCUUAGUGUAUUAGGGCUAUCUAUCCACCAGACUAUCCACACUGCACUUCACACACCCCUUUAUCUACUGUAUGUCAGAGUAACUCCACGACCUCAAACGUGUUUGUGCGAAAACACUAUGUUUCAACUCUCAGCUUAAGAUAACAAAGAGGGGUCUGCUUCUAAUCAUAGUUAAGGCCAAGAACAAAACCAGUAAUAGAGAGCACCAGGCAGCGGUGAGACCCCCAAUGCCACAGACUAGGGAAGUGGGUGUGACUCCCCAAUGCCACAGAAUAGGGAAGUGGGUGUGACUCCCCAAUGCCACAGACCAGGGAAGUGGGUGUAACUCCCCAAUGCCACAGACUAGGGAAGUGGGUGUGACUCCCCAAUGCCACAGACUAGGGACGUGGGUGUGACUCCCCAAUGCCACAGACUAGGGAAGUGGGUGUAACUCCCCAAUGCCACAGACUAGGGAAGUGGGUGUGAUCCCCAAUGCCACAGACCAGGGAAGUGGGUGUGACUCCCCAAUGCCACAGACUAGGGAAGUGGGUGUGACCCCCCAAUGCCACAGACCAGGGAAGUGGGUGUGACUCCCCAAUGCCACAGACUAGGGAAGUGGGUGUGACCCCCCAAUGCCACAGACCAGGGAAGUGGGUGUGACUCCCCAAUGCCUCAGACUAGGGAAGUGGGUGUGUGACCCCCCAAUGCCACAGACUAGGGAAGUGAGUGUGACCCCCCAAUGCCACAGACUAGGGAAGUGGGUGUGACCCCCCAAUGUCACAGACUAGGGAAGUGGGUGUGACCCCCCAAUGCCACAGACUAGGGAAGUGGGUGUGACCCCCAAUGCCACAGACUAGGGAAGUGGGUGUGUGACCCCCCAAUGCCACAGACUAGGGAGGUGGGUGUGAUCCCCAAUGCCACAGACUAGGGAAGUGGGUGUGACCCCCCAAUGCCACAUACUAGGGAAGUGGGUGUGAUCCCCAAUGCCACAGACUAUGGAAGUGGGUGUUUGUUACCUCCUUCUGCAGCUGAGGCCUCCCUGCACCUGUCUGGGAACUUGUUUCUUAGCAGGGUUCGAAUUACACAUUGACUCAUGGGGCUCUGCACGAUGAUGGUGCCCAAUGUCCAUAUUGAUUGUGGGGGUGCCUGAUUUGUUAUGGGGUUCCCCUAGCCUCCCCUAGCCCCCCUGUGAUUCUGACUCAGUACAGCAGCCCUCGUAUGCCUUAAUAAGACCUGUUCUAAGACCAGUUCUUGUCUACUCCUCCCAUCACUAACGCUUCCAGGGAAGAUAAAAAACUGCAACAGCAGAGCAGCAGCCUCCUCUGAUCUCACUUACUAGUUUGCUUAAAGAAGUGCUUUAAAUUAAAAUGAUUACGUGUGAUAUGAAAAUAAUAUAUAGCUAAAUUAUAGGGUGAACUUUAUUUAGGUCAGACCACGGAUAGUAGUUUAGGUAACACUUGACGUUCCUUCUUUAUGAAGAGUUCUGAACUGUUAUAUUGCGUUAUAAGCGUUCAUAGCACCUUAUAGAAGUCAUAGAGCAUUAUGAAACUACAAUAAAGCAAUAAGGUACCAGAGACUGUUAUAUAUUAUGAAUAUCUCUCUCAUGCCUUAUUGUCAAGUUUCACAAUGCUCAAUGACUGCAUCUAUGAGAUUCUGUUAAGGUUUUUAAAGCAUUAUAACACUUUACAAGGUGCUUUGAGUAAAGUUACCAUCAUGUAGAUAAGAAUCAGAUCUGGAUUGGUGUGCAGUUUACACUUGGCAUUGUUAUUUCUCUCACAACCAAUCAGGGACUGGUACAUCUGCAUUUUGGAAUGAAAACCUGUGCCCGACCUACUGUAUGAUAACCGCCAUAGAGUAGUAUACAGUCUCAUAAAGCCCUAUGAAUGUGUUCAUUAGAUAAUAUCACACUUCACCAGGAGCUGCUUCAAGUGCUACUAAAUGUUUCAUACAGUAGGCCAAUAUCUCUGUUUGAACUAAGGGUAACGCUUUAAAUUAAGGUACCUUUAUUGUAAAGUGUUACCGAAAUAAGUUUCAUUAUUCCUCUGUCUUUUUCAUUGAGAUAGAAAAGGAUUUUGAGGGAAUCUAAAUUAAUGCAUAAAGUCGAUGUACUUGUGGCGUUGUAAUUGUCAGCAUGUGUUCUUGUCUGCCUUGGGAAACGGUUCACCCAGAUAUGAUCAUGAGGGGCUUUUAUUUUGGAGGACUUCAUUAGAUGUACCUAGAGUGUCCCAAAUGGCUCUUUAUUCCCAAUUUAGUGCACUACUUUUGACCAGAGCCCAUAGGGAGUAGGUUGCCGUUUGAGGCGCAUAUUAAAUUAGAAACACAAUUAAAGAUAGAUACUGUGGAAUGUGUCCAAAUGAACAUGAUUUCUGUUAUUGUUGUAUUAGGGACUGUACUUUAUUUAUAAUGAGGAAUACCUGGGGGAAAUAAGACCUUUCUGAAAAGAAAAUGGAUGGCCCUCCCUUCAGUAAAACAUAUUGCACGCUUGAAAAAACACUAGUUACCUUCCCCUAUAUUUAAAAUAAUAAUUCAAACAAAGUGGAUAGCAGACAACAUGCCUAACGUUUACCCUCACUCGUAGGACAGACAAGAGCCGUAGAUAUGCAGUUUUAGAAACUGUAAGCAUUACAUGAAACCAUUUCGUAAGCAUUACAUGGCUAAGUAGCAAGGGCGCUGGGCCAGAAGGUUGUGGAUUUGCAGACCACUGUGGACAAGAGUAGGGGUGAAAAGCUCUGCUUUAUAAUAAAAGUACUGCAUGAAUCUAUCAUCUUAUUUGCAGGUCUGAGGAAAAAAUGGCCUUUUAUAAACGCAGAAGCAGAAUCUCUUUUAAUACCUCAACAGAGCAUGACAACGAAUGAGCGCAUGCUGCAGCACCGGAGACGUUUUGAUUUCUAUACAGGCUAUUGUUUGGAACAGUGCUAAAGUUGUCUAUCAACUGUAAACAUGUAGAACAACCGAACCAGUUAUGACUGAAGUAUCUGAUCAUCAGUGAAUUAGAGAAAAAUACUUUUGUUUUUUAACACAGUAGCUGCAGAUCAUCAGGUAGGCCUAUAUGCACUUGCAACUUUUUUCAAUUGUGAAACUACCAUUUUCUAAUUCAUUCUAUUUUAUUCCAUUACAUUCUUGUUACAAAAUAGACAUGCAUAGCUCACCGCAUGAUCUUCAAACCAAAGACUGGCCAAACUCAUGUUUCUAAAAGUGAAUUCAAAGGCACUGUAGAAUGACAGUGUAGCCUAAUUAGGAAUUUUUCGUUUCAUUGAUAUUUCAUUAUAAGUAAUUAUUUUAAACAGCUUUAAUGCAAAAUGUAUAGGCAUGUUGUUAAAGUGCUGUUGAAAUGCUGACGACUCCUGCCUGCCUGUACCUUGUCACAAAUCCUUCACAAUGUAUUUCUUAAAUGGCAGACUAGACCCUUAGACAGAAACCCAGGCUAAAACCCCAAACAGCAAGCACUGCAGAUGUAAAAGCACGGUAACUAGGAAAAACUCCCUAGAAAGACAGGAACCUAUGAAGAAACCUAGCGAGGAAUCAGGCUCUGAUGGGUGGUCAGUCCUCUACUGGCUGAGCCCGGUGGAGAUUAUAAGAGUACAUGGCCAUUAAGGCCAGAUCGUUCUUCAAGAUGCUCAAAUGUUCAUAGAUGACCAACAGGGUCAAAUAAUAAUCACAGUGUUUAUAGAGGUUGUAACAGGUCAGCACCUCAGGGGUAAAUGUCAGUUUGCUUUUCAUAACUGAGCAUUCAGAGGUUGAGACAGCAGGUGUGGUAUAGAGAGGGGACGGAGAGAGAGAGCGAGGGAGCAUGUCCAGUGAACGGGGCAGGAUUCCAUAGCCGCAGGCAGAACAGCAAUAACUGAGCAGUAGCACGACCAGGUGGACUUGGGAGGGGGAACAGCCAAGAGUUGUCAGGCCAAGUAGUCCUGAGUCAUGGCCCAAGGGCUCAGGUCCUCCUGGAGGGGAGAGAGAGCAAGCAAGAGAUUGGAGAAUUAGAGGGUGCAUACUUAAGAUCACACAGGACAUCAGAUAAGACAGGAUAAUUACACCAAAUAGGACAGACUGACCCUAGCCCCCCAGCACAUAGACUAUUGCGGCAUAGAUACCGGAGACUGACACAGGGGGGGUCGGGGGACACUGUGGCCCCGUCCAACGAUACCCCCGAACAGGGUCAACUAGGCAGGAUAUAACCCCACCUACUUUGCCAAAGCACAGCCCCAACACCACCAAAGGGAUAUCAACAGACCACCAACAUACUACCCUGAGAGAAGGUGGAUCUCCCCCACCGCACAAGCCCGAGGGGGUGCAAAACCAGACAGGAAGAUCACGUCAAUCACUCAACCCACUCAAGUCGAAUAUAGCGGGAAUAAAGCCUGGCACGACAUGAUGCACCCCUCCUAGGGAUGGCAUGGGAGAGCACUAACAAGCCAGUAACUCAGCCCCCAUAAUAAGGACAGAGGCAGAGAAACCCAGUGGAGAGAGGGGAGCCAGCUAGUCAGAGACAGCAUGGGUGGUUUGUCACUCCAGAGCCUUGUUGUUCACCUUCGCACCCCUCUGCCAGAAUACACUUAAUCAUAGGGCCUACUGAAGAGAUGAGUCUUCAGUAAAGACUUAAAAGUCAAGACCGAUUCUGCAUCUCACAUGGAUCGGCAGACCAUUCCAUAAAAAUUGAGUUCUAUAGGGGAAAGCCCUCGCUAGCUGUUUGCUUAGAAACAGUAGGAACAAUGAGGAGGCCUGCGUCUUGUGACCGUAGCGUACAUGUAGGUAUGUACGGCAGGACCAAAUCGGAGAGAUAGGUAGGAGCAAGUCCAUGUAAUGCUUUGUAGGUUAGGUUUUAUUUGAGACGACUGUACAACCAUCGAGAUUAAUUGUCCGAUCAAACAGAAGAUCUCUUUGUUUCUUGGGACCUAGAACUAGAACUAGCAUCUCGGUUUUGUCAGAGUUUAUAAGUAAAACAUUUGCCACCAUCCACUUCCUUAUGUCUGAAACACAGGCUUCCAGGGUAGGCAAUUUUGGGGCUUCACCAUGUUUCAUCAAAAUGUACAGCUGUGUUGUCUGCAUAGCAGUGAAAGUUGGCAUUGUGUUUCCGAAUUACAUCCAAAAGAGGUAAAAUCUAUUGUGAAAAAAAAUAGUGGUCCUAAAACAGACCUUGAGGAACACCCAAACUUAAAUUUUAUUUUUCAGAGGACAAACCAUCCACAUAGACAGAAUGAUAUAUUUUUGACAGAUAAGAUCUAAACCACACAAACUUGUCUCUAGACCAAUUAGGGUUUCCAAUGUCUCCAAAAGAAUGUGGUGAUCGAUGGUGUCAAAAGCAACACAAAGGUCUAGGAGCACGAGGACAGACGCAGAGCUUUGGUCUGACACCAUUAAAAUGUCAUUUACCACCAUCGCGGUCUCAGUACUAGGAUUGGGUCUAAUGACCAGACUGGAGCAUUUUGUUUACAUUAUUUGUCAUCAGGAAGGCAGUGAGUUGCUGAGCAACAGCUUUUUAAAUAACAAUUUCAGAGGUAUGGGAGGGAGAUUCGAUAUUGGCAGAUAUUUAAAAAAUAUAUAUCUUUCAAGGCUUUUUAAGGAGAAGCUUUAUUACUGCCACUUUUAGUGAGUUUGGUACACAUCCAGAGUAUAGGUAGCUGUUUAUUAUGUUCAACAUAGGACGGCCAAGCACAGGAAGAAGCUCUUACAGUAGUUUAGAGCUGGAAGAUUUAGAGGUCAUGACUAUUAUUGUGAAUGUGUCUAGAGAUACAGAAUUUAAAAACUUGAGUUUCUCCAUUGAUCCGAGGUCCUGGGAGUUCUGUGCAGACUCAGGACAACUGAGUUUUGGAGAAAUAAAUAUGCAGUCUUUCAUUUGCUUUCUAAUGAUCAUGAUCUUUUCAUUGAAGAAGUUCAUGAAUUCAUCACUGCUGAAGUGAAGGCCAUCCUCACUUGGGGAAUGCUGCUUUUUAGUAUCAAAAAUACAUUUAGGAUUGUUUUUAUUCUCCUCAAUCAGGGUGGAAAAGUAGGCGGAUCUAGCAGCAAUGAGGGCUUUUCAAUAUUGCAUGGUACUGUCUUUCCAAGUUAAUCGGAAGACUUCCAAUUUGGUGGGGCGCCAUUUCCAUUCCAAAUCUUGCUUCAGGGCUCUGGUAAUUUCUGUAUGCCAGGAAGAUAGUUUCUUGUGACAAAUAUGUUUUGUUUUUAGCGGUGCGACUGCAUCUAGGGUAUUACGUAAGGUUAAGUUUAACAUGUUUUUGUACUCCAGUGUGGAAGGGAAGUCUGGAAGGGCAUCAAGGAAUCUUUAGGUUGUCAGAGAAUUCAUAGCGCGGCUUUUGAUAUCCUUGGUUGGGGUUUGAGCAGAUUAUUUGUUGCGAUUGAAAACGUAAUAAAAUGGUGGUCCAAUAUUCCAGGAUUAUGAGAAAAAACAUUUAGAUCCACAAUAUCUAUUCCACAGGACAAAACUAGAACCAGGGUGUGAUUGUGGCAAUGCGUAGGUCCCGAGACAUGUUGGACAAAACCCACUGAGUCGAAAUAAAAUAAAAAUAUUAUCUGCCAUGACUACGAGGUCCGAUAGGAAUUCAGGAAUAUGGCCCAGGAGGCCUGAAAACAGUAUCUAUAAAAGUGAUUGAGUAGACUGCAUAGAUUUCAUGACUAGCAGCUCAAAAGACGAAAACGUCGUAAAUUGAAAAUUGCUGUCAUAAAUGUUAGCAACAUCUCAGCCUUUGCGGGAUGUGUGGGGAUAUGGUCACUAGUGUAACCAGGAGAGGCCUCAUUUAACGCAGUAAAUUCAUCAGGCUUGAGCCAUGUUUCAUCAAGCCAAUCACAUCAAUCACAAGCCCUAUCUCAAAUAUGAAGACCUACCUCUUGUCAAAGAAAAGAGAGCUAGGAAGGCCUAGCUCGUAUUUCUUGAAUAUGAAGACUUAGUCUUCAACACAAAACCCUCGUGUUGUUAGUAGCCUAAAUUAAAAUGAAAACCGUUUAAAUGAAUUCCUUCUCAAAUAUCUGUGGCUGGUGCUUCAUAGUAAUGUAGGUUGUGUCGAAUCGGGCUUAUUGUGAGGUCAAUAAGUCUGAUAAAUAUAUUCAUUAUGGGCAGCGAAACAUAUCGUUUUUAUUCAAAUCAAUUAAAGCAGUAGCAAGCUUACCUACGGUCCUCCUUCUCGUCGCCACGCUUUCCCUCUCAAACUGAACAGGACAUCAAUAGGCCCAGUCCGAACGCACAGGAAUUAAAAAUAAAUAAAAAUGUAAACAUUAUUUUCAAAAGAAGCCAUUCACUCAUCUCCUGAAGUGCCAACGUAUACAGCACAGUCAUUGGUUAGGCAGCACAAAAGGGUUUACAUCAGCAAGAGCAGGACAGGCCGGGGCUCAUGAUUAGGAUAGCCUAUCCAUUGAAGUGUAUAAUGCUGUGUAGCCUAGUUUUAUAUACACCAUCCCAGCAGCGCAAAAACACGGGAAGUACAUUUUCUUGGAAAUAUAACUUUGCCCUGUGCUUCUCCGAGCAUGCUCUUCGUAUAGCCUAGGCCUAUAGCCUAUAUAAUAUGGAUAAUUUGAUUGAGACCACACUAGAAGCACUUAACAUUGCGCACCCUGCAAAUAAUCAGGGAUGAGGGGCAGCAUCUGGCACACAUUGAGAUGUAAUAAGCAACUACUUCUCAAACACUGAGCAAUAUGACAUUUAAUCGAACCUGGACUAGAUCCCAAAAAUACUCAACCCUCCCCCUGACUAAAAUUGAAAUAGCAUGGCCCUACCCCAUUUUCCUCCGGGUCCCAGUUCUGAACAUUUUUAAAAGUCCUUCACAGUUUAUACACAUGAGGAGGUAGUUAGUGCUAGUUAUACAGUUUCAUAGAAUGUUUACUUCAGGUGUAAAUCAUCAAUCAUUCCCAUUUCCGAUAUUUUGCUAAUUCCUAAACAUUUUACCAGUUACAAAAUCCUAUGAUUCUGAACAUACCGUGUACCUACUUACAUAUUAAAAUUCAUCACUGUAGAAUUUGAUUUAUUUUGCACUUUAAAUGUCACUAUGUUUCUUUGUCUUUUCUCAGUAUGUUAUUCUGUGCUUCACGUAUAAUGUGUUACCCUUUUAUCUUACAGGAAUCAUCAUUUCUCUCAUUAAAUGACAAGGAUAAUACAACUUACAAUACAGCGAAACAUCUACUCUAAUACAAUACGUUUUCAAAUCCAUUUAUUUUGCUUCAUACAAUACCCCAACAACUUUCUGAUGUCACCCCAAAAUGUCUUGAACAAUUUAGUGAGACAUGCACUCAGGUAGAGCUGCUAUGUGAUGCCAAUCAUUCACAGUUUAAUAUGAAGCAAUUUCAUUGGCUCAUGCUAAUAAAAGUUUGCUUUUAAUUGGUCCAUCUAUUUUACUUUUGUAACGAUCACCAUUUCUAGGAAAUUUGGCAUGCCUUGAAAUAUACUUCGCUUCUGGUGUUCCAUAAUAGUUUAUUGUACAUAAUAUAGUUACUUCUUGAGACAAAGGUAAUCUUUAUUUUUAUUUGAUAAAGCAAAGACGUGUUAAGAAAAAAAUUGUAGUUGCAUUUAUUUCGUUAACUUUAUUUUUCAGAAGUAUCAAAUUGUUGGAUGAGACCUCCUCAAGCUCUAAUAAUACUGCUGCAUUCAAACUAACAAAACUGUGUUAAAUAUCUGUGUUUCAUUUGACAUGAUUCAAAAGAUUGUUUGGUGAGAGAGAUGGAACUUAAUAUGGAAUGUAAAUCAGAAAAAAAAAACUUGCUGCGAUGACAAACUACAGCAUUCAUAACUAAAUGUAAAUUGGAAUGCGAAAAAAUGCUAACCAAUCAAGGGUAUUACAUACUACAUGUACCUACAUUUUUAAGAAUGUCAAGAUAAAGUAUCCAAUCUAAAGCAUUGACUGUUGUACAAGUACUUUAUCAAUGAAUACAUAAUGUGAUGGUAGGAAGAGGGAGCGAAGAUAGUAUUCUGUUAUGGGUACAUUCAAUAUGUUUUCUGUUCCCCUUCUCUGUGAACUAUCGAUCUGCCCAAUCCAGGAUGAACUUUGCAUGAAUGUGUUUCAUGAAGUAAAUCAUUAUCCAAUUAACUGCUUAUUAUAUGAACUAGCUUGCUGACAAGUUGCCAUUUGAUCACUGAUGGUCAACAAUAAAGACCUGCUUCAUUCA
Salvelinus fontinalis (brook trout) is the source of this 14395-nucleotide messenger RNA. Its product is annotated as tau-tubulin kinase 1-like. NCBI's taxonomy places the organism in Eukaryota, Metazoa, Chordata, Actinopteri, Salmoniformes, Salmonidae. Gene Ontology annotation, molecular function: ATP binding; protein serine/threonine kinase activity. Gene Ontology annotation, biological process: peptidyl-tyrosine phosphorylation; peptidyl-serine phosphorylation; signal transduction. The transcript has 15 exons. Gene Ontology annotation, cellular component: nucleus; cytoplasm. The record is from RefSeq and is a predicted model, not a curated record. The coding region runs from base 875 to 5338 and encodes 1487 amino acids.